AUGCCAUUAAGCAGUCGCAAAGCUUCCAAGGAGAAUAGGAAGAAUGCAGCAGAGGUGGAACAGAAGCUGGCAGGCCUACGACAGCGCACUGCUUUUGGUGGGCUUACUGCUGAGUCGGAUGAGUCCGAAGAGGUUGAAGAGGAUGAAGAGGCAAAGGCACCCUCUGUGAAAUCGAUUUUGGCAGAGGUGCAUAGCGCGAUGCAUACUUUCAAGCAAUCUCGCGCAGUGCAGGAACAUGGCUGUGCAAUCAUCCGGAAUUUGGCUUGCUCUUCUGAGUGGUUUGAGUACAUAGAGAAGGUCGACGGCGUGGGCUUGCUUUUCAUGGCCUUGCAGAGAUUCAAGCUCUCUGCGUUGGUUCAGGAGCAAGGCUUGGGCGCGCUCAGCAAUCUCGCGAGCAAGGCUGCUCUUAGAGAGAGGCUGACGAAGGCCAAUGCAAUGGAUCUGGUGCAAACAGCACUCCUCGAACAUCCCGACAAAGCUCACACUUGCGCUCAGGCAUGUGCAGCACUGUGGAAUCUCGUGGCUGAUCACAAGGAGAAUCAGGAAGCUGUUCAUCGCCUUGACAUCACAAAGCUGGUGUGUGAGGCAAUGAACACGCACGUGGAGAGCGAUGAAGUCUUGGAAGGUGCCUUUGGCGCCUUGUGCAACAUCACCGCCUUCAAUCACGACAACAAGCAGGACAUUGUCGACGCCGGUGGGGCAGCGAGCAUCUGCCGCGGGAUGCAGGAGCACCUCACCAUCACAGGAGUUCAGCGGGCCGGCUGCGCGGCACUGUGGGGCCUCACUGCGCAUCAUGAGGCAGCACAAGUCGCUGCUGUAGAGGCCGACGCGCCUGCAAUUGUUUGCAAGGCCAUGCAGUCUGAACUCAUGGACCCUCGACUUCAAGAAAAUGGUUGUGGAGCCUUGCGGAAUUUGUGUGCCUACAGCGACGACUUUAAGGUUCAAACGGUCACGGCUGGUGGUGCGGCACGGGUUUCCAACGCUCUGGCGCGACAUGAGGACAUUCGAGUGCGCCGACAAGCAUGCAGUGCCUUGAUGAACAUGUCAUCGGUUAGCUCGGAGCGCAUCGAGGAAUGUCACGACGAGAUUCUGCAGGCGGAGGCUGUCAGUCGGCUGUGCAAUGCCAUUGAAGCUCACAAGAAGGAGAUCACAGUCGUGGAGCCAGCCUGUGCAGCCCUUCGGAAUCUGAUCGCUGGUGCGCAGGUCGGCGAGGAGCGAGGUCAGCGAUACAAGCAGAUCCUAGAUGAAGACCUCGUCAAGCAUCUCGUGCAGACAGUGUUCCUGAACUUGGAUCACAACCUUGUGCAGCACCAUUGCCUAGAGGCACUUCGCCACGUGUGUAGCUGGGAGUCCGGGGCCCGGCUGUUGGAGCGCUACCGGGGAGGCCAGGCCGUGAAGCGAAGCAUGGAACGCGACGAACAAAGGAAGGUUCAUGACCCAGUCAUCCGUGAGCGAGGCUGCCAAAUCUUAACGGGCCUUGCGAGGGGUACACCGACAGGGUCACGAUCCAUUUUGGAAGAUGACCACCCUCACGGGUUGAGGCGUAUCAAGCACGCCAUGGAGAGCUUCCGCAGUUUGAGGGACGUGCAGACAGCUGCCCUGCAGGCUCUGAUGGCACUGGCAAAAGGUUGGCCGAAAGAAGGAGCUGAGAAGAUCAAGGCUUCGGGAUGCUUCAAGGACAUCCUCGCCGCAAUGUCAAAUCACCCGAAGGAUUUUGCACUGCUUGCCAUUGCCUGUGACGUCAUUCACCAGCUCGCUCUGCACGGCAUCUUAAUCGAGGAAGCACGGCCGAUACUAGAAAUCUACAUCAGGAGGCUCAACGAGGAGGUGAACUUGCUCGUGCCUGCAAUGCACGCAUUGGCUGAGAUGAUCACCCACAUGGAGCCUACAGACAAUGACAAGGGCCUGGCCCACAACAUAUCAAACUCUCUGGUCGUGCACAAGCGGAACGCAAAGGUGCAGGCUGCUGGCCUCAGCAUACUGCGUGCUUGGGCUGCUGUCGGUGGUGCAGGCCUCCUCGCAGCCACCGAGGGCAACAGUGUUGAACGAGCACGCCUGGCCAUGAUCGAGCACAAGGAAGUUGAGGCUGUUCAGGGCAUGGCAUGUGACCUUCUGCGCCGAGUGGCAGCUUCCAGCACGCAAAUGCGUGAUCACAUCAUCGAAGCUGGUCUGUACCCCUUGAUAGUGACGGCCCAGGAGACAUGCCGGACAAGCCCGCAGGUCUGUCGGCACAGUCUUUGUGCAGCCGGCACGCUGUUGGGCUUUAUGGCCGGGCGCAGCCAAGGGCGGCAGGAGGAGCGCAUGAGGAUGAUGAUGCAGAGUGCUGCCAAGGCCAAGGCAGCUGCUGGAGCUCCGCAGCGCGGCGGGGCCAUAGCAUUCGCGAAGCUGGUGAAAGAGACGGACUUUUCCCAGUUUGCCACCCAUGUGCAGGAGCUGCUCCUCUUGCACAAGUCGAGCUCUCUCUUUGUACAAGACGCCUGCCACGUGCUGCAAAGUCUUGCUGAGUCAUCUGAUGAUGGCUGUAAGGUUGUGCAGUCGGUCGGGGUGCUGCCAACCAUCCUGGCGGUCCUCAAGCAGCACAAGCGCAGCGAAGGUGCAAAUUUCUAUGCGCUGAGGGUCAUUUGGAGUGUUCUGACGAAUCCCACCUUGAUCCGCCAUGCCAUUGAGGCGGGCCUGGUCGAGCUGGUUUUGUCGUGUCUUACCCGCUUUCAGGGCUGUACAGCGGUGAAGAAUGCUGCUCUUCUGCUGGUGAGCCGCACAUCCCUCCGCAAUCAGGAGGCCAAAGCUAUGUACAUAGAAGCGAACAUCAUUCCGCACAUGCAGCGGCUGCUGCAAGAGGAUGAUGAGUUCCUCCAAAGUCGAUGUCUGGGUGCGCUUGCAAAUUUGGCAAGCAACAACACUCAAGCUGUGGAAAGGAUGUCCAACAUGGAGGACAUUGUGAUCAACAUGCUACGCCAGAAGGACACCGAUCUGGUGCAAUGUCGAUGCCUGCAGCUUCUCUGGGCCUUUCUUCGCACUGCCAGAAGCAAGAGGCAAAAACCACCGCUGCUCUGCAGCCCGGAGUUCCUGGAUGUAGUUCUCGAUGCCGUGAAGCGCCAUCCCAAGAGCGAGAACUUGCAGGUGCAGGGCAUGGGCCUCCUGUGGAAUUAUGCUGCUCUUGGACAAGAGCAGAAAACAUGGAUCCUGGACCGGAAGGGUCUCGUGCUUGUCGCGGCUGCGCUGGAGACGCAUCGUGACAGUAUGGCCGUGCAGCAGCAUGGGUUGGAGCUGCUGCGAAGCCUUGCCUGUCAGGGGCCCGAGGCUCGGAGACAGAUUCAGGCAGCGAGGGCCCUGGACUUUGCAAAGACAGCGCUUGCGAUGCGACGGGAUCCCCGGGUUCUUUGUGCCGCUACGGGUGUCUUGGGCAAUUUGGCCUGUGGAGAUGUGGCUUUGAAGCGCCAGCUCUUUGAUCUUGACGUACCGAAGGAGGUUUUGACAGGUAUGGAAGAUCAUGGACGGGACAUUGGAAUGCAAGUGGUGGGCGCCUGGGCCUUGGGAAACUUUGUCGGAAUCAGCCGCAAGAGGGCUCGGCAGCUGUACGAACUUGGAGGGAAAGACCGUGUGUUUUUGGCAAUGUCUGAGUUUCCACUGAAUACCAGCAUGAAGCUGUAUGGAACAGCGGUGAUUCGCAGACUGGAGCUCGUGCAGGAUCUGACCAUCAGUGGUGAUAAGAUGGAGGAGGACGACGAGGAGGAUGCAAACGAGGAGGAUGAGAUUGUGGAGGGUAAGAGCUUUGCAGAAUUGGACAAAGAGGCCGAGGUAGAAGCUUCGGCGGGCUCUGAGAGUGAGUACUCGUCUGAGGAUGCAGAGCUGCAGGCAAAAAUUCAGGCCUUAGCCAAGCAGACAGGGGGAAGGGAAGGCGAGGACCGCGGUCCACGAAGCGGCGUAAAGCUUGGGACCGAUGAUGGAGACUGA
This is a messenger RNA of Symbiodinium natans, 3954 nucleotides long. Lineage: Eukaryota; Dinophyceae; Suessiales; Symbiodiniaceae. The record is from the annotation of a GenBank genome assembly.